AUGGAAAAGCCGGCAAUAAAUUUGCGUUACAUAAUGGAUGCAGCUGGCGAAUACUUCGAAUGUAUUUCAGUAAAUUAUAACCCGAUUGAUGAGCUAUGUCGCCUGUAUGGUGCUGAUAUGAAAACGGAAAAUGGCAUUGCAAACCUGGCUGUAAACGACAAAAAUAUUUUUUCCGAUAAAAUUUGUUUGUCGGUAGCUCAGCAAUUCAAGCGCACGUGCCAGCAGGAGACGUUCUUUAUUACUCACUGCAACAAGCAGAUCAACAAACAAGUCAUUGAUCAUUCGAGGGGUACCCCGUCAAUCGCACACUGCAUUGCCAUUUGCGUCAAUAAUUUUCGUUGCCAGUCAGUCACUUAUAAGAAUGAUUUGUGCACGCUGCACGAUGUUAGUGUUGCCGCUGAUCCAGAAGCAUUGGUCAGUGCUACACCCAACACAUAUGUGGUUGAAAAUGGCUGCGCCACAUCUAUACCGCCAGAAGGAGAACCGCGGCCGGAAACAGAAUGGAGCGAAUGGAGCAGCUGCCAGUUUAGUGUGGAUGGUGAACGAGUGAAAGUACGAAGCAGAGACUGCGGCAAAACUGAAUGCACAGAUUUGCAAGUCCAGAAUUGCCUCUGA
Messenger RNA from Gongylonema pulchrum, 615 nucleotides. NCBI's taxonomy places the organism in Eukaryota, Metazoa, Nematoda, Chromadorea, Rhabditida, Gongylonematidae. The record is from the annotation of a GenBank genome assembly.